Messenger RNA from Haliotis rubra (blacklip abalone), 1681 nucleotides. RefSeq names its product geranylgeranyl transferase type-2 subunit alpha-like. The record is from RefSeq and is a predicted model, not a curated record. The transcript has 13 exons. Gene Ontology annotation, cellular component: cytoplasm; Rab-protein geranylgeranyltransferase complex. Bases 103 to 1632 code for a protein of 509 amino acids. Gene Ontology annotation, molecular function: Rab geranylgeranyltransferase activity; protein binding. Gene Ontology annotation, biological process: protein geranylgeranylation. Lineage: Eukaryota; Metazoa; Mollusca; Gastropoda; Lepetellida; Haliotidae.
CUAAAUGCGGAAGUGAUGUUGUGAACUAAUAAUAGAUUCUUGGAGGUGUUCCCCAAACCAUUAGCAGUGGGAUCAGAGUUGCCGAUCUUCUGGCGGCUGAAAAUGCACGGAAGACUGAAAGUGAAGACGACUGCAGAGCAGCAAGAAGCUAAGAGGAAGGAAAGAGAAAAGAAACUAAAGAUUUACAAUGCAGCCGUCCAAAAAAUAUCUGUAAAGCGCCAACAGCAGGAAUACGAUGAAGAAGCCCUCCACAUUACUGCUGAAAUUCUGACCUCCAAUUCUGAUUUCUACUCUCUGUGGAACUACAGGAAAGAAAUCUUCAAACAUUUCGGGGAAGAGAAAUCCGAGGAAGAGCUCCAGACACUAUACCAGCAGGAGCUGUACUUCUUGGAGGCAUGUCUAAAGGGCAACCCGAAAUCGUACGGCACGUGGCAUCAUCGCUGCUUCGUCCUUGACAACAUGCCGAAACCGGACUGGGAGCGGGAACUACAGCUCUGCAACCAGUUCUUAGAGUAUGAUGAGAGGAACUUUCAUUGCUGGGACUACCGAAGGUUUGUUGUGUCGAGGUCUAAAGUGUCACUGGAAUCAGAGUUUGAAUUCACAACAACCAAAAUCAGCAGCAAUUUUUCCAACUACUCGUCUUGGCAUUACCGCAGCAAGUUACUACCGGCCAUCUUCCCUGACCCAAACCAGCCCCGGCUAGUCCAGGAAAACCAGAUGCUGCAAGAACAUGAAACAGUCCAGAAUGCAUUUUUCACCGACCCUGAUGACCAGAGUGCAUGGUUUUACCACAGGUGGCUGCUGGGAAGGGGAGAGACGUCACAGCAGAUAUGUCAGAUGUACGUCUCCAGAGAAGCCAGCCGGGUCAUUGUCUCCCUCGCCAAACAUAUACAGGUUGUUGAGUUAGAGACAACCUCAUUCUGGAUUGAGAGUGAAUGGAUCACUAUCCCUGUAAGAGUAGAGCACAUGGACUGUCAGAUGAAUCAAAGGACAAAAUUUCCAGAUUGUGUAGAAAGUGGUUUUAGUUCGGAGCUGAGCUCUGCGACUAGUGACGUGAUGAAGAGAGAGCUUGAUGCUGUCAGGGAGCUGUACAGUCUCGAACCAGAGAAUAAAUGGGUCCUCCUCACCAUCGUCCUCCUGAUGAAGUCUCUGUGUCCUGUCCUGUACAAGGACGAGAUCCUGGAGCAUCUGCAGCAACUACAGAACCUCGACAACAAACGGCGUAACUACUGGUAUAUCAACUGCUAUUGUUGUCUCUCAGCCCUGAGGAGUAAGAUGCUGAUCGAGAUAGCCAUAGACACUAUUAAAGGCAAGCUUGAUGAUGUUUUGGACUUGUCCAAUCAAGGCCUGACAACACUCGUACAUCUAGAGUUACUUCCCCUUAUUCGGGAAGUGAAACUCUCCGACAACAGCUUAGACAGCUUUCACAACUUCCAGUAUUUGCAGUGUUUAGAGAAGUUGAACAUCAGCGGGAACCAGAUAACAUCUUGUGAGGGGCUCAACUUCCUGCCAGAGUUAUCUGAACUUGACCUACGGAAUAAUAGUAUUUCCUCCAAAGAGGCUCUUGAGGCGCUGCUGACAUGCCCCAAGUUGAAGGUCGUCCACCUCUCAGGGAACCCGGUUCGCCCAUGACGAUGGCGCUAUGAAUGGUAUCAGGGCCAUGUUCCCAUCAGUGACGCUC